Molecule: messenger RNA, 945 nt
Organism: Rubroshorea leprosula
Lineage: Eukaryota; Viridiplantae; Streptophyta; Magnoliopsida; Malvales; Dipterocarpaceae
Source: the annotation of a GenBank genome assembly
ACAGUCCUGACCUUAUCAGGGCUUUGUUUGAAGAAUUUUUGGCAAAUGAAUAUGUUAUUUCACCUUAUAUUGCAUUUUUUGAAGUUUUCCUUUUUCCAAGUAGUGCUGCUGACCCUGGAAGAUGAAGAAUUGUUGCCUUACAUUCAUUACCUGCGACGAGGACGCGGCUUCAACAGCUUAUGGGCAAGUUUGUGCUCAUACCACUGUUGGGCUCUCAGAACUGCAGUUUAUGCUGGAAUGUGCACCAUUCCAUCUAGGGAUCAACUUUUGCUGAGGCUAAACGAAACCGAUCAUGCAGCAGAGAAGAAAAUGAGAAGAUACAUCAACACUUCACCUGUAGUUGGAGACUACAUUGACCAACUUCAUGCCUCAAGAAAGAUCAGCUUGGAUUGGUGACGUUUAUUUUGCUAUAGGGAAUGCUAGAAAAUGCAGGGAUCUCUUUACCUGAGACUUGAGACGCAACAGUUACAAUACCCUGGCCGUUAUAUGUCUCACAUCCAAGGAAAGUUGUUAUAGUCUUUGAAUCUGCAUGCAGCACAUCUUACAUCCUACAGCAGUAGCCACUGAGAAAAAUUCCCUUUCUUACCUGUUUAUUAUGCCUCCUGCAACCAAGUAGUCGUGUUAAAUCAGCUUUGGGUUGCUGCUAAGAAUUUGUGAGGAGAGGUAGCAGGACAACCAGUCAACCAAUAUACACCAGAGACCUCAGCUUCAGGUGAUUUGCACAUAAACAGUUCACUCAAAAAGGAAUUCUUCACUAUUAAUUCGAUUGCCUUGUACAUCCUAUUCUUCUGUGGCUCUCCUCUUUUAUUACUCUAUGCCUUUUCCAUUAGAGAUGUUUAAUCAUGCCUUGUUAGAAAGAUUUAAGAAAUUCCUGAAGCUGAGUUUUAUGUCCUCCAUCAGUACUGAAGAUUGUGGACAAACUGCCAAUAUACCUAAAACUCAAGU